AUGGAGAUUGCCCGAGUCAGGUCUUUGACUGGUGAAAGGUCUGGCUGGAUCAAGCGUGGUCGAGUGGCAGGCAAGCCUUACAAGAUUGAUCGGUUGGCUCCCAAGCGGAUCCCAUUCCUUGGAAAGGGAGCAGUCAAGAAGUUCAAUGAAUGCUCUCCUCCUAUCACGACCUUUCGGAAAUUGGCGGAGCUGACUGACAAGCGCAUUACCGCUUUGGCCAAGAAGAAGGUCGCUACCAAGGCAAACAUUUUGGCUUGGAGGAAGGCGGCACAAGAUGCUGAGGACGAACCAACAUCUUCGACUGAUCACCGCAAGGCAGCCAACCCAUACCAAUCCCGUUGGGGUGACGAAGAGCGGCUAGAAGGUUCUUCUGGAAUGUCGCGGUAUGUCUGUGUCACGACGAUGGUGGAGCACAUUUUCGAGGAAACGAAGGAGCAUAUGCAGGAGAUCCACGGAGAAGACUGCGAUGAUUGGUGGGUCUAUCACGAUGCUUUGUCGCUCAUGACUGCCACGACGACAAGGGCAUGGAUGGAGGAAAAGGGUUAUCUCAAGCAUUGGAUCUUGCCAGAGUGUGGCCUCAACACCCACACUCCCAAGCACAAGCAGUACUAUUCCAAAGCUCCAGUGGGAAACUCACCAGAGCUCAUGCCUUGGGACUGCAGUUUGAAUAAGGAUUUCGACGAUGCCAUCAGCCACCACAUCACGCAGACUCACCACUUGGCGGAGGAUCAUGAGUGCAAGUUCUCCUACACGACUCCAGUACGAGGAUCUUAUUGCUUGAGACGUGUCUACGAGUGCAAUCCAAGGAGUGAACGAAUCGUCCAGGAUGUCAACCGAUUCCCAAAACACCUUGUUCGUAUCAUGGAGUCAGAAGGAUGUGUCGUUCGGGAUAUUGGGAACAGCAAGAAGGAAGAAGAGAGCUUGAGGGGCUUGCGGUCUGGAAAGAGGGGCCUGGCUGCUGCGGCUGCUGAGGAAAAGGACGGUGUCAAGGUUGACAGGCGUGGUGGGCAAGAAAGGGAGCAUUGCGGCCUCUUUGGCUACUUAUGCUACUGGAGAGGAGGAGAUAAAGGAGAAGGAUGUGGAUGA
This is a messenger RNA of Seminavis robusta, 1086 nucleotides long. The record is from the annotation of a GenBank genome assembly. NCBI's taxonomy places the organism in Eukaryota, Bacillariophyta, Bacillariophyceae, Naviculales, Naviculaceae.